GGGCGUGGGCAGCAGCAGCUGGAAUACACCUGGGCACAGAUGAGAGAGGUGGGAGAGCCAGGUAACUCCCAUUGCAGCACGUGGAAUAACUCAGAGCCGGGCAGAGGGAGGGAUCAGGUGUCCCCCGUGCGGAGGCACUUUCAGCAUUUUCCAGGAAGAUGCUGUGGCUGUUAGUUUUGGGACUGACUCUUACUACGACAGCAGCCAAGGAUAUCCUCAACACUUGCAUGGAUGCGAAACAUCACAAAACGAAGCCAGGAUACGAGGGGAAUCUCUACAAACAGUGUAGACCUUGGAGAAACAAUGCCUGUUGUAAAGCCAAUAUUAGCGUGGAGGCACACAACGACAUGUCCAAUCUCUACAACUUCAACUGGAAUCACUGUGGCAUCAUGACAGAAAAAUGCAAGAGACAUUUUAUCCAGGACACCUGCUUGUAUGAAUGUUCCCCCAACUUGGGUCCUUGGAUAGUACAGGUUGACCAGUCUUGGAGGAAGGAACGGAUUAUUGAUGUCCCAAUCUGCAAGUCGGACUGCGUGGAAUGGUGGACUGACUGUCGGGACGAUCAUACCUGCAAGGUGAACUGGCACAAGGGAUGGAACUGGACUACGGGCAUAAACCAGUGUCCAGAAAAGACCACUUGCCAGAAGUUUUCCGAUGUCUUCCUGACUCCGCGGGAUCUAUGCGAGAAGUUAUGGUCCAACUCCUACAAGUUCACGGAGUACGAUCGGGGGAGUGGGAAGUGCAUUGCCUUGUGGUUCAAUGCAGCCUCAAAUCCCAACCCCAACGAAGAGGUGGCGCAGUUCUAUGCUAUCCAGAAGGGCUUGAUCGCGUCCUCCUCCCGCGUCAAACUGGCUGCCCCGCUUUUCCUGACUGUCCUCGUCUCUGUCUUGUUCUGACUUUUGCUGAUGGAGCCAGGGAGGAGUGGACUGAUGAGACGCGACGCCGCUUUCCUUGUUAAUUUAGCUCAGCAUUCGUGCUAUGGAAAGUCGUUGAUUUGACCAACCUUGGUCCAAAAUGUAGUAAAAUUUGCUCUUCCCAUCAAGCCAAAUUUCUGGGUGUGGGCGGGACAGGUUCAGCUUCGUCACCUUCCU
This is a messenger RNA of Carcharodon carcharias (great white shark), 1091 nucleotides long. It is a transcript of the gene folr, whose product is annotated as folate receptor. The transcript is spliced from 5 exons. Bases 159 to 896 code for a protein of 245 amino acids. Gene Ontology annotation, molecular function: signaling receptor activity. Gene Ontology annotation, cellular component: external side of plasma membrane. Lineage: Eukaryota; Metazoa; Chordata; Chondrichthyes; Lamniformes; Lamnidae. The record is from RefSeq and is a predicted model, not a curated record.